This is a messenger RNA of Alosa alosa (allis shad), 8200 nucleotides long. RefSeq names its product ubiquitin specific peptidase 24 (gene usp24). Gene Ontology annotation, cellular component: cytosol; nucleus. Gene Ontology annotation, molecular function: protein binding; cysteine-type deubiquitinase activity; cysteine-type endopeptidase activity. Bases 360 to 7667 code for a protein of 2435 amino acids. Lineage: Eukaryota; Metazoa; Chordata; Actinopteri; Clupeiformes; Clupeidae. Gene Ontology annotation, biological process: protein deubiquitination. The transcript is spliced from 63 exons. The record is from RefSeq and is a predicted model, not a curated record.
CUUAAGAGUAUUAUAAUUGUAUCUUUAAUUUAUCGCAUUUUCCCGAGGAGAGAAUUUAUCUAAAAAAUAAAUUCAACCAGUGUUCUCUGAGAAAUAUAGGCAGAAAGGUAUUUUCAAAACGUAAGGAGAAAAUGUGUGUAAUUUGCAGUUUGAGCCUCUGUUGGAUUGGUUACAUGGGUGGGUCGAGGUGACGCUCCUUGGAGCCACGAAUACGUCGCAAAGAGACCCGCCCGCUUUCUACUCUGUUAUGGGCAUCCGUCGUGACAGAAUACCAUCGGACUGUAAACAUGGCGGCGUGCACAGCUAGAAGUCUGUGCAAUAUACCACCCUACUAAGUCUAUAGGAUAAAACAAUCAAUUAUGGAGACUGAAGAGGAGCAACAUAUGACAACGCUUCUCUGCAUGGGCUUUCCGGACCCUGUUGCUAUUAGGAAAGCCUUGCGUUUAGCCAAAAAUGACAUUAACGAAGCUGUUGCACUCCUCACCAACGAAAGCCCCGGGCUCGGGUAUGGAUAUGAGCCGAUGGAAAGUGGGCCUGCGCCCGGGUCGGGGCCCGGUGGAGACAGCGAGAAUACUACUCGAACUGGGACUGGAGGGUUUGAUCCUCCACCUGCUUAUCAUGAUGUCGUGGAGAGUGAGAGGACUAGCGAUGAGAAUGGAAACUGCUCUGGAGGGAACAUGGAGUUCCCCACCACCAACCUGUACGAGCUGGAGAGUCGAGUGUUCACUGACCACUGGUCCAUCCCUUACAAGCGGGAGGAGUCGCUGGGCAAGUGCCUCAUCGCCUCCACGUGCCUGGCCAGACUCGGCCUCGCUGAUGCAGAUGAGAACUGCAAGAGGUUCAUAGAGCGCUGCAUGCCUGAGGCCUUUAAAAAGUUGCUGACCUCGAGUGCUGUGCAUAAGUGGGGGACGGAGAUCCACGAGGGCAUCUACAACAUGCUAAUGCUGCUGGUGGAGCUGGUGGCCGAGCGGGUCAAGCAGGACCCCAUCCCCGUGGGCCUAAUGGGCGUGCUCACCAUGGCCUUUAACCCUGAUAACGAGUACCACUUCAAGAACCGCAUGAAGGCCUGCCAGCGCAACUGGGCCGAGGUGUUUGGGGAGGACAACAUGUUUGCUGUCUCGCCCACCUCCAGCUACCAGAAGGAGCCUCAUGGCUGGCUGGUGGACCUUGUGAAUCGGUUUGGCGAGAUGGGGGGAUUCACUGCUAUCCAGGGCAAGCUGAACAUGGACGAGAUUGAGAUCGGGAGUGUGUCGGCCCUGGUCCAGCCGCUGAGUGUGUGUGCUGAGUAUCUCAACUCCAGUCUCGUCCAGCCAAUGCUGGACCCUGUUAUUCACAAGAUGAUCACCUACGUGCAGAAUCUGGAGGAGAAAGACCUCAAAGAUAAGCGUCUGGUGAGCAUCCCAGAGCUCCUGUCUGCGAUCAAGCUGCUGUGCAUGCGUUUCCAGCGGGAACUUGUCACUGUGGUGGACGACCUCAGGCUGGACAUCCUGCUGAGGAUGCUCAAGACUCCACACUUCAGUGCCAAGAUGAACUCCCUCAAAGAGGUGACCAAGCUGAUCGAGGAAAGCACCGUGUCCAAGACGGUGAAGAACGCCAUCGACACGGACCGGCUGUUGGAUUGGUUGGUAGAGAACUCUGUUCUCUCAAUAGCCCUGGAAGGGAAUAUUGACCAGGCGCAGUACUGUGAUCGGAUAAAGGGAAUCAUUGAGCUUCUGGGCAGUAAGCUCUCUCUGGACGAGUUGUCGAAGAUCUGGAGAAUACAGGUGGGUGAGUGGGUGGGCAGUAUACCCGCACCCUUGGGCUCCUGUGAAAGCCCGAUACAUAUGCUGGACGAACCAAAGUCUUCAAACGAGACACAGGUCUCGUUUCUUACUGGCUCCUGGGGCAAGAAGAAACCCAGCUCACUGGCCAAAUCCUCCCAGCAGAGCAACCCUCAGGCCGUGUGGGUGGUGCCUGCCCUGCGGCAGCUCCAUGAGAUCACCCGCUCCUUCAUUAAACAGACCUACCAGAAGCAGGAUAAGAGCAUCAUCCAGGACCUGAAGAAGAACUUUGAGAUCGUGAAGCUGAUCACCAGCAGCCUGGUGUCGUGCCAUCGCCUGGCUGUGUCCGUGUCCGGCACCAACGGCCUCUCGGGCUCCACGCUCGUAGAUGGGAGAUACUCCUACCAGGAGUAUCUUGAGGCCCAUCUGAAGUUCCUGGCCUUCUUCCUGCAGGAGGCCAGCCUCUACCUGGUCUGGAAUAGGGCCAAGGAGGUGUGGGAGUGCCUGGUGUCCGGCAUGGACGUAUGCGAGAUGGACCGGGAGAUGUGCUUUGAGUGGUUCACCAAGGGCCAGCACGAUCUGGAAAGUGACGUCCAGCAGCAGCUUUUCAAAGAGAAGAUCCUCAAACUCGAGCCUUAUGAGAUUACUAUGAACGGUUUUAACCUUUUUAAGACCUUCUUUGAGAAUGUGAACCUCUGUGACCAUCGACUGAAACGGCAGGGAACCCAGCUGUGCGUGGAGCGGCUGGACUUGGCCGGCAUGGACUUCAUUUGGCGCAUCGCCAUGGAGUCUCCCGACGAGGAGAUCGCCAACGAGGCCAUCCAGCUCAUCAUCACCUACAGCUACAUCAACCUCAACCCCAAAAUGAAGAAGGACUCUGUGUCUUUGCAUAAGAAGUUUAUUGCAGAUUGUUACAAAAGAUUGGAGGCCGCCAGCUCUGCCCUGGGGGGCCCCACCCUCACCCACGCUGUUACCAGGGCAACCAAGAUGCUGACAGCCACCGCCAUGCCAACUGUUGCCACAUCUGUGCAAUCCCCUUCCAGGUCAACCAAACUGGUGAUUAUCGAGAGGCUGUUGUUACUGGCAGAGAGAUAUGUCAUUACUAUAGAGGACUUGUACUCGGUUCCUCGGACCAUUCUACCUCAUGGUGCCUCCUUCCACGGCCACCCCGUGUCCCUCCACGUUACCUACGAAUCUACCAAAGACACUUUCACUCUGGAGGCUCACAGCAAUGAGACCAUCGGCAGCAUCAGGUGGAAGAUUGCAGAGCAGCUCAGCUGUCCGGUGGACAAUGUCCAGAUCUUUGCCAAUGAUAGCAUGCUGACAAUGAACCGGGACCAGAAGCUCCUGAACCAGCUGGGCUUCUCUGACGAGCAGAGUCUGACGGUGAAGAGCUCAGGGACGGGCACACCUUCAGGCAGCUCAGCGGACAGCUCGGCCUCGGUCAGCAGCAGCAGCAGUGGGGUGUUCAACUCGGCUUAUGCCCUCGAGCAGGAGAAGUCCCUGCCAGGCGUGGUGAUGGCCCUAGUGUGUAACGUCUUUGAGAUGCUCUACCAGCUGGCCAACCUGGAGGAGCCCAGGAUCACACUGCGAGUGCGGAAGUUGUUGCUGCUCAUCCCCACGGACCCCGAGGUGCAGGAUGCCCUCGACAACUUUGUGCCAAAAGAGUCCAGCGUCUGGAGUCACCAGAAAACGCUCUUCACGUUGGGCUCGGGCUCCCAGGCCUCCAAGUCUCCGUCUCUGUCCAGCAAGCAGCAGCACCAGCAGAGUGCCGCGUCCAUCCUGGAAUCACUCUUCCGCUCCUCCGCACCGGGCAUGUCCACCUUCAGAGUGCUCUACAACCUGGAGGUGUUGAGCUCAAAACUGAUGCCCACGUCUGAUGACGAGAUGGCCAAGACCAGUGUGAAGUCUUUCUGCGAGAACUUCCUCAAAGCAGGAGGCCUGAGCCUGGUGGUAAACGUCAUGCAGCGAGACUCCAUUCCCUCGGAAGUGGACUAUGAGACCAGGCAGGGCGUCUACUCCAUAUGUCUGCAAUUGGCCAGGUUCCUGCUGGUAGGGCAGACCAUGCCCAGUAUCCUGGAUGAGGAGUUCAGCAAGGAUGGCCUGGACACGCUGUCGUCACGGCCAUUCCGCAAUGCGGGGCGACAGGGCAGCCGGCAGCUGUCUCUGUGCGGGACGCCCGAGAAGUCGUCCUACCGGCAGAUGAGCAUGUCAGACCGCUCGUCCAUCCGCGUGGAGGAGAUCAUCCCCGCCGCCCGUGUCGCCAUACAGACGAUGGAGGUUGGGGACUUCACGUCCACAGUGGCCUAUUAUGACCGCCGCAGCUUGCCGCGCGCGUCUUUUUAUAACUUGCCAAGUGUGAGUGAUUUCAUCAUAGACAUCCUGCUGGGAUCACCUAGUGGAGAGAUCCGGCGUGUGGCCUGCGACCAGCUGUACACCCUGAGCCAGACGGACGCGUCGGCCUACCCGGAACUGCAGAAGCCCAACCUGUUCCUGCUGAAGGUGGUGCUGUCUGCCCAGCUACCCCUUUGGUCCCCCACCAGCAUCAUGAGAGGCAUCAACCAGAGGUUUCUCUCUCAGUGCACUGAAUAUUUUGACUUGAGAUGCCAACUCCUUGACGACCUGACCACCACGGAGAUGGAGCAGCUACAGAUCAGCCCAGCGGCCAUGCUGGAGGACGAGAUCAGCUGGCUGGACAACUUCGAGCCCACGUGGACUGCCGAGCUGGAAACCAGCGAGGCCGACAACAUCCUGCUGGCUGGACACCUCCGCCUCAUCAAGACCCUCCUCUCGCUCUGCGGCAACGAGAAGGAGCAGCUGGGCUCCUCCCUCAUCCAGCAGCUGUUGGACGACUUCCUGUUCCGAGCGUCCCGCAUCAUCCUGAACAGCAGCGACCCCUCCAGCUCCUCGGCUCCUAGCCACGACUUCCACCCAAAGUGCAGCACUGUGAGCAGUCGCCUGGCAGCGUACGAGGUUCUAGUGAUGUUGGCCGACAGCUCCCUCACCAACCUGCAGCUCAUCACCCGUGAGCUGCUCUCCAUGCACCACCAGUCUGACCCCUCGCUCAGCAAGGAGUUUGACUACCUGCCUCCUGUAGAGAGUCGCUCUGUGUCGGGCUUUGUGGGCCUGAAGAACGGCGGGGCCACCUGCUACAUGAACGCCGUUUUCCAGCAGCUCUACAUGCAGCCAGGCCUUCCCGAGGCUUUCCUAUCAAUCGAGGACGACACCGAGAACCCGGAGGAGAGUGUGUUCUGUCAGGUCCAGUCUCUGUUUGGGCAUCUGAUGGAGAGCAAACUGCAGUACUACGUCCCAGAAAACUUCUGGAAGAUAUUUAAGAUGUGGAAUAAGGAGCUGUAUGUGCGUGAGCAGCAGGAUGCCUACGAGUUCUUCACCAGUCUGGUGGACCAGCUGGACGAACACCUGAAGAAAAUUGGACGGGAACAGAUCUUCAAGAACACUUUCCAGGGCAUUUUCUCCGACCAGAAGAUCUGCAAAGACUGUCCACACAGGUAUGAGCGGGAGGAGACAUUCAUGGCGCUGAACCUGGGGGUGACGUCCUGCCAGAGCCUGGAGAUCUCCCUGGACCAGUUUGUCAGGGGAGAGGUGCUAGAGGGCAGCAACGCCUACUACUGCGAGAAGUGCAAGGAGAAGAGAACCACAGUGAAGCGCACCUGCAUCAAGUCCCUGCCCAGUGUGCUGGUCAUCCACCUGAUGCGGUUCGGCUUCGACUGGGAGAGCGGACGCUCCAUCAAAUACGACGAGCAGAUUCGGUUCCCCUGGGUGUUGAACAUGGAGCCGUACACAGUGUCCGGCAUGGCCCGGCAAGACUCUAGCGCCGACCACGGCGAGAACGGCCGCGGCGGCGAGGCCUCGGGCGGCUCCUCCCCCCGGAAGAAGGUCACCAUCUCGGAGAACUACGAGCUUGUGGGCGUGGUGGUGCACAGUGGCCAGGCCCACGCCGGACACUACUACUCUUUCAUCAAGGACCGCCGGGGCUGUGCUCGAGGGCGCUGGUACAAGUUCAACGAUAACGUGGUGGAGGAGUUUGACAUGAAUGAUGAGACCCUGGAGUACGAGUGCUUUGGAGGAGAGUACAGGCCCAAAGUGUAUGACCAGUCUAACCCGUACCCGGACGUGCGGAGGCGAUACUGGAACGCCUACAUGCUCUUCUACCAGCGCAUCUCCGACCAGAACUCCCCGGUGUUGCCCAAGAAGAGCCGGGUCAGCGUCAUGAGACAGGAAGCCGAGGAUCUCACCCUGUCGGCCCCCUCCUCCCCUGAGAUCUCCCCCCAGUCCUCCCCACGGCCCCCCAGGGCCAACAACGACCGGCUGACCCUCCUGACACGCCUGGUGAGGAAGGGCGAGAAGAAGGGCCUGUUUGUGGAGAAGAUGCCCGCUUGGAUCUACCAGAUGGUGAGGGACGAGAACCUGCGCUUCAUGAAGAACCGAGACGUGUACAACCCAGACUACUUCAACUUCACCCUCUCCCUGGCCUCAGUCAAUGCUACCAAGCUGAAGCACCCCUCUUACCAGGCCAUGGCCACGGGCAGUCUGCAGCUGGCCGUCCACUUCCUCUUCCACACCUACCUGCGCACCAAAAAGAAACUCCGGGUGGACACUGAGGAGUGGAUUGCCACGGUGGAGGUGCUGCUGUCCAAAAGCAGCGAGGCGUGCCAGUGGAUGGCGCAGUACCUGGUGGGGCCCGAGGGCCGCGAGAUCAUCAAGAUCUGUCUGCUGGAGUGUAGUGUGCGGGAGGUGCGUGUGGUGGUGGCCAACCUCCUGGAGAAGACUCUAGAGAGCGCCCUGCACUUCCAGGACCCCGGCCUUGACUGCCUGCUGGACGCGCUCCUCUCCCUCCUGGACAAGGACGUGCCCGAAAACUGCAAGAACUGCUCGCAGUACUUCUCCCUCUUUAGCAGCUUCGCCCAGAGGGGCGGAGAACCUUGUCAGCUGCUGCUGAAGCAUGCUGCCUACCGCCGCAUGCUCAUCUUCUUGCUGGGACCCAACCGCCAGAAUAACCAGAACCGGCGCUGGAGCUCGGCCCAGGCCCGCGAGUUCCUGCACCUGCACAACACGCUAGCCAUGGUGGUGCUGCACACGGACCUGGGUUCCCACAGAACCGAGGCUCCAGGUGUAUACAAGUAUACCUCAUCCAGUAGCCCCUGUUCUGCCCCACUCCUUCCCCUCCACCCAGACAUCAACACUCUGCUCUUCAAACCUGAGGGACAGCCAUACCUGCUGGAGGUGAUGUUUGCCAUGCGGGAGCUGUCAGGUCCCCUGACUUUCCUCAUCGACAUGAUCACGUAUAGCUGCUUCUGUAAUGAGCCUUUCUCUCUGGGAGUGCUGCAGCUGCUUAAGAACCAGCUGGAGACUGCUCCUCCACACGAGCUCAAGAACGUCUUCCAAAUGCUUCAGGAGAUCCUGAUGGUGGAGGAUCCAUUGCAGGCCAGAAGACUGAAGUUUGCAUUUGAAUCUGACAAGGGGUUGCUGGCACUGAUGCACCAGAGCAACAAUGUAGAUAGCAGUCGCUGCUACCAGUGUGUCAAGUUCCUGGUUACCUUGGCCCAGAAGUGCGCUCCAGCAAAAGACUAUUUUAAGGAGUUGUCUGGUCACUGGAGCUGGGCGGUUCAGUGGUUACAGAAAAAGAUGUCUGAGCAUUACUGGACCCCUCAAAGUAACGUCUCCAAUGAGACCUCCACUGCCAAAACCUUCCAGCGCACCAUCUCUGCACAGGACACGCUGGCCUAUGCCACAGCCCUCCUGAAUGAGAAGGAGCAGUCAGGAAGCAGUAACGGCUCCGAUGGCAGCCCAGCCAAUGAGAACUCAGACCGUAGCCUCAGACAGGGCUCCGAGUCUCCCAUGAUGUUGGGUGACUCCAAGAGUGACCUAGAGGACGUCGACCCCUAACCGCUUUUCUCAGCGUUCAGGGGUGUGAUUUAUUUUUUCGAAAGCAAAAAAAAAAAAAAGAAAAGAAGCAUAAACAAUCCCUCCAAUGGAGAGACAUUGUGGCUUCAAGCAGCCAAUCAAAAGACUGUGUUUGACCUCCAGCAGCAGACAGAUUAAAAAAAAUAAUAAUGGAGGAAGCAGACAAAGCGAGACAGCCAAUCAGAACACUGAACUUCUGUUGCCCCAGUGAUGCUGGAAACGUUUUCGACCCAAGGCGGUCAACACCAACAGACACCAUUCUGUUCUGGAUUAGAUUAAUCACCAAUCACUAUAUCUGACCAUUUGUGGGCUACAACAUUGUUGAUUUUUUUUUUCCUCAAGCAAAAAGUGUUUAGUAGAACACCAAUGAAAUCAGCUCUUAUUGCUUAUUUUGCCCUUUUAAUAUCUCACACUAGAACUACAGGAUGAAAACAGGGGCUUCUUUUAAAAAAAAAAAAAAAAAACUAAAAAAAAAAACAAAUCGGCAAGUGUGCACAUUUGCCAAUGUAAUUAAA